AUGUCUUUUCAGACCCUCGAAAGGCAUCGGAAAAUUGUUGAGCAAAAUCACCAUCGCAAUCCUCAAACCUGGGAUACAAUCAGGCGCAUCAUUAAUUGGCUAGAUGUGGACGGCAUGAGCGGGGAUGAGACAGAAACCCCUCUGGGUGUGAAUCCAAAGAAAGUGAGGCGAGUGGCUCUCCCGUGGAUAAGCCCAGAGAUCACUGGUCUUCUUCACGCUGUCGAGUCCUAUGCCCCUGCCACAUACGAGGAAAACAUGUCAGUUCCAGUUGGGAAUGCAUCGCUUCCCCACCUCAUGGAGGCCAAACGUACCUCACAAAACUCUAUUGCAAUCGCACGGCUGCCUCGUAAUUGGUAUGAUGGCAACUGGUACAAAGUUAAUUCAAGCAGUGCUAAGGCACUUCUUGGGGUUCGCAAGGACUUUGAAAUUCUGUUCUUGGAUGUGUAUUAUUCUGCGAACGACAUUCGUCGAUGA
Molecule: messenger RNA, 474 nt
Organism: Suillus discolor
Lineage: Eukaryota; Fungi; Basidiomycota; Agaricomycetes; Boletales; Suillaceae
Exons: 2
Coding region: 1-474 (157 amino acids)
Source: RefSeq, a predicted model, not a curated record